UUUUUCAUUGUGUUUUUUCGUAACAGCCGAACAUAAGAAAUAUUUAAGGUUGUAGCCGAUAUACUAAUUAGGUGGAAUCAGUACAAAAUAUGUGGCCUCAAAAUAUGGUGUGGGGAAUUUUUUUAUGGGCAGCACUAGUUGGAAAGGGUUUCAUGAUGAAUCUUGCUGUGAAUGAAACAGCAAUUACGCACAUGUCGCUCCAGGCUGAAAAUGUGAAAUUUGAAAAUAGUUAUUAUGGAUAUCAUCUAGAUUUAUUCACAGACAAGAAUAAUAGAACAAGGUUGACAAUUGGAGCACCCAAAAUGAUUGAUCCUGAAUCAAUGGUAUUACAUAAAAGAAAUAUAACAUCUGACCAUGAGCCAAGAGGAGGCAUCAUGUCAUGUGAAUUCGAUUCAACAAUAGGUCAUGGUAUUGCACACAACUGUAACUUAACGGAUUCGACCAAGUUACUUCCGGGAGAUAAUUUUGGAAUGUUCGGUGCAUCGAAAUCUGGCGGUAACUCGAUGGCAUGUUCAUUAACUCGGAAACAAGAUUGCGGUAACGCGUCAUAUACUCCUGGAAUUUGUUUCGAUUCAUCCGACUUCGGUUCGAUCUGGCAAAAAGAUGACCGAACAAUAUCGUUAGGCUGCCCUGGAACAAAUGUUGAAGUUCUUUUUGUACUGGACGGAUCGGGGUCAGUUGGGAAUGAAAGUUUUGAUAUAGUCAAACAAUGGGUGAAAAACAUAACACAGAAGUUGGACAUUAACACAGGAAAAGUUACUGUAGGCGUUGUUCAAUAUUCACAUUAUUUUGAUACGCAAAACAUCAAUGAGCAAGAGUUUAUAAAAACAUAUAUUAAAAUUGGACAGUACAAGACCUAUGAAAAAUUUGCCGUUGAAAUCGAUAAGAUCAAGUUAAAUGGAUAUACAACGUACACCGGAAGAGCUCUACAAAAAGUCGUCUACGAUUUUCAGAAUUCUUUUCAUUACAAUGAGUCCACCACAAAGCAAAUCAUGAUUUUACUCACUGAUGGGCAAGCAUCAGACGCAGAAAACGUGACAGAAAAUGCACAGAAUUUGCGCGAUCUCGGAGUUUUACCAUAUGCUGUUGGAGUCGGAAACACAGUAAACAUAACUGAACUAAAUUUAAUUGCAACAGGUGACCCCCAGGGUAACAAUACUCGGGUGCUGAUGACGAACACAUUUUCUGGACUUGAUGUAGUGGCCAAAGAAUUGGAAUCGACCAUCACCGCUGUUGCUUUGGAAGGAUCCAACACCAGACAAAACACCACCGUUAGUACGAUGGAAUUUGGAGCGAUGGGAAUAUCUAUUGCAUAUAGCAUAUUCCCUAGAGUGAGGAAAAAUCAGACGGUAAGUAAACAUUCAGAUAAAUCAAGUUUAUUGGCUGACUGGUUGUCAAUUGUAAGAAACGAUUCGACCUCACAAUUCUUUACUUCACAAACCCACAUUCUGAUUGAAAAGCGCAUUCAAAACCGGAUGGAGUGUUUCUUCAAAGAUUCCCAAGCGAAGACCUUAAAAAUAGCCUGUACUAUUGACAGAAUUAACAAUUUUAUAACCGUUUGCAACAUUAUCGAGGUACGUUGUGGUAGCAAUAAUCGAAUAAGAAUGUUGUAACAACAAUCUGUUUUAUAUAUAUACUUGUCAUGUUUUAUAUUAAAAAGUGAGUCAUGGGAUGAGCACGAUUGAUUUAAUUUUGGCAAUGUGAUUGAGUGUUUGUGUUUGAGUGCGGAAAGAUUGUGUUGUGCCGAGCGGUUGCAAGCAGCCUUAGCAUUCAUGUAUUUUUCGCGCGCGGUCAACGUUGGCAGUCAUGAAGAAUUCCAGAUUGAAGAAAGUGAAGAGUAUUCGACAUAACACCUUGGAAGAUUUAAUGAGACUUGGUAUGCUUUCAUCCUUAUUAACUAUUUAGUAUAAGCCCGGUAUAAAUUUUAACUUAUUUUUUAGGCGUCAGCCGAUAUGGCAGUGGCCAU
Molecule: messenger RNA, 1966 nt
Organism: Styela clava
Lineage: Eukaryota; Metazoa; Chordata; Ascidiacea; Stolidobranchia; Styelidae
Product: integrin alpha-D-like
Source: RefSeq, a predicted model, not a curated record